CGGGCGCUGCGCUCGCUGGGCAGCCUGGCCGGGCGGCUGCUCCGCACCUGGGCGCGCCUGGCCGGGGGGCGCGGGGGCCGCCGCGCCGCCCCCGAGGAUGACGAGGGCGGGUUCCGGGGGGGGUCGCGGCGGCGGCUCGGCGGGGCGGCCCCGGCGGCGGCGGCGGCGACGGCGGGGGGCGAGGCGGGGGGCGAUGCGGGAGCGGGCGGCGGGGAGCGGCCGCCGGGCGCGCAGGGGCUGCGGAACCACGGCAACACCUGCUUCAUGAACGCCGUGGUGCAGUGCCUGAGCAACACGGCGCCGCUGGCCGAGCGCCUGGCGCUGGGCCGCUACCGCGCCCGCGGAGCCCGCGCCGAGGUCACGCACCGGCUGGCGGCCCUGGUCCGAGCGCUCUGGACCCGCGAGUACACCCCGCAGCUCUCCGCCGAGUUCAAGAACAUCGUCUCCAAGCACAGCUCGCAGUUCCGGGGCAAUGCUCAGCACGACGCGCUCGAGUUCCUGCUCUGGCUGCUGGACCGAAUGCACGAAGACCUGGGCGCCGCCUCUCCCGCCCAGCAGAGCCGCGGCCCCGCGCAGCUCGGCGGCUUUGCUGCUGGCAAAAUGAGUAAUUAA
Motacilla alba alba is the source of this 612-nucleotide messenger RNA. RefSeq names its product ubiquitin specific peptidase 43 (gene USP43). The record is from RefSeq and is a predicted model, not a curated record. Gene Ontology annotation, molecular function: cysteine-type deubiquitinase activity. NCBI's taxonomy places the organism in Eukaryota, Metazoa, Chordata, Aves, Passeriformes, Motacillidae. Gene Ontology annotation, biological process: protein deubiquitination. The annotation marks the transcript as partial. The transcript is spliced from 3 exons.